This is a messenger RNA of Anolis carolinensis (green anole), 7654 nucleotides long. RefSeq names its product zinc finger protein OZF-like. The record is from RefSeq and is a predicted model, not a curated record. Gene Ontology annotation, cellular component: nucleus. Bases 1 to 1674 code for a protein of 557 amino acids. Gene Ontology annotation, biological process: regulation of transcription by RNA polymerase II. Gene Ontology annotation, molecular function: DNA-binding transcription factor activity, RNA polymerase II-specific; RNA polymerase II cis-regulatory region sequence-specific DNA binding. Lineage: Eukaryota; Metazoa; Chordata; Lepidosauria; Squamata; Anolidae. The transcript has 5 exons.
AUGGAAGGGCGGGAGCCAGCUGCCACCCAGUUAGAAGUAUUUCCUUCUGCUGUUGAGGCAGAGAACAAUACAGCAUUCUGGGAGGACUCUUGGAGGAAAGACCAGGAGAGCAGCAUCCUCCAUUCCGACCUUCAAGGCCAGCGCUUCAGGCAUUUCCGCUAUGAGGAGGCCUUGGGGCCCCGGGAGGUUUGCAGCCGCCUCCACUCUCUCUGCCACCUGUGGCUGAAGCCUGAGCGACACUCCAAGGCGGAGAUGCUGGACCUGGUGCUCCUGGAGCAGUUCCUGGCCGUCCUUCCUGCGGAGAUGGAGCGCUGGGUGAGGGAAUGUGGGGCAGAGACCAGUUCCCAGGCGGUGGCUUUGGCUGAAGGAUUCCUCCUGAGUCAGGAAGAGGAGAGGAAGAGGGAGAAGCCACAGGUGCAGGACUCUUUUGCAGAUGAGACCAGUCAGGUGGAGGAGUCCCUUUCGCGCAUUUGGCUCGUCCAUAUUGGAGGAGGAGAAUAUAUCAUAGCUGGCAGUGAAACAUGGGGAAUUGAUAGUAGCACAACUUUCCAUGAUACUUUCCUAAGAAGCGAUUCUGCGGGACCAGAUCAGGUGACUUUUGAAGAUGUGUCUGUGGAUUUCUCAGAGGAAGAGUGGGCCCUCUUGGAUCCGAGCCAAAAAGCCUUCCACCAGCAAAUCAUGGAGGAGAAUUUGGGGAUUGUGUCAUCUCUGGGCAUGCCAAUAGAGGAGACACCAUUUGAAUAUUUGGAAGAUGAAAUGAAUUUCAAUAGGGAGGAAGUGGUCACCUUUUCUCAAGAAACUCACACAAGCGAUAAACCAUUUAAAUGCUUGCAGUGUGAAAGGACCUUCAGUCACAAGCACGUCCUUAUUGGUCAUCAGGCAACUCACACAGGAGAGAAGCCAUUUACAUGUUUGCAGUGUGAAAAGAGCUUCAGUCACAAGAGAAACCUUAUUAGUCAUCAAGCAACUCACACAGGAGAGAAGCCAUUUAAAUGUUUGCAGUGUGAAAAGAGCUUCAGUCAAAAGGGACACCUUCUUAGUCAUCAGGCAACUCACACAGGAGUAAAGCCAUUUAAAUGUUUGCAGUGCGAAAUGAGCUUCAGUCACAAGCACGUCCUUAUUCGUCAUCAGGUAACUCAUACAGGAGAGAAGCCAUUUAAAUGCUUGCAGUGUGAAAAGUGCUUUAGUCAAAAGGGAAGCCUUGUUAACCAUCAGGCAAUUCACACAGGAGUAAAGCCAUUUAAAUGCUUGCAGUGUGAAAAAAGCUUCAGUCAAAAGAAAAUCCUUAUUAGUCAUCAAGCAACUCACACAGGAGUAAAGCCAUUUCAGUGCUUGCAAUGUGAAAAGAGCUUUAGUCGCAAGCAUGUCCUUAUUCGUCAUCAGGCAACUCACACAGGAGUAAUGCCAUUUAAAUGCUUGCAGUGUGAAAAGAGCUUCAGUGAAGAGAGAAGCCUUAUUAGUCAUCAGUCAACUCACACAGGAGUAAAGCCAUUUCAAUAUUUGCAGUGUGAAAAGAGCUUCAGUCACAACAGAAACCUUAUUCAUCAUCAGUCAACUGACACUGGAGAGAGAGAGUUUAAAUGCCCAGAGUGUGGAAAGAGCUUCAGUCAGAAAUCAGACCUUGUUCAUCAUCAGUCAAUUCACACAGGAGAAAGAGCAUUUAAAUUCUUGUAGUGUGGAAAGAGCUCCAGUCAGAAAUCACACUUUGUUCGUCAUCAGUCAACACACACAGGAGAAAGGCCAUUGAAUCGUUCAGUGUGGAAAGAGCUUCUGCCAGAAAUCAGUCCUUGUUUGUCAUCAGUCAAUUCACACAGGAGAGAGACCAUUUAAAUGUUCAGAAUGUUGAAGGAGCUUCAAUCACAAGAGAAACUUUAUUCAUCAUCAUGUAACUCACACAAGAAAGAAGCCAUUUAAAUGCUCAGAAUGCGGAAGGAGCUUCAGUCGGAAAUCAGACCUUGUUUGUCAUCAAGCAACUCACAGCGGAGAAAACCAGAGUGUGGAAAGAGCUGCCGUUGAAAUACAAGCCUUCUUUUUAAAUUGGGAAGCCACACAGAAGAAAUGGGGAAAAGGCAAGUUCCUUUGUUUUAUGUGAGAGGGGGCAUGGAUCUUUGUCAUAGAAACGUUGAGUUAAAAAGCUGUGGCUUUUGGGGAAAAUAAUAACCUGACCAAUUUUCUUUCAUGAAAUAUCUCAUUAAGCAUAAGUGAUCAUAUUUUGAGAACCAAAAGAAGGAUAUUUCUGUUUUUUUAUCCAUUCAUUGUUACUGCACCUAUUUCCUGUCAUGUAUUUUCAGGGUUAAAUAUCCAUUUAAUUGACAUGUUUGAUGGGAAGUGUGGGAAUGGGUUCGAUUAAUGACUAAUAGCCCUGUGUUUCAUGUAAUUCAUGGCACUGGGUUUUCUUUUAUGAAAUAUCUAAUAAAGUAUAACUGAUAAAUUGAUUUCUAUCAAUUCAUGCAUACUGGUUAUUGUGAAUAUUUUAUUGUCCUAUCUAUAACAUAUAAAUAAUAGAUAAUCUAUUACGUGUGUGUAGUCAAUCUCAAAAAACACAUGGUUUUUCUUAUAAUAUGUAACUGAGAAUUAAUAUAGUUUAAUCUGAAGAAAAGACGUGUUUCAAAUUCUGAGUCUUUUCUGUAUGUUAUGACAUACAUGGAAUCAUUUUGCACUGAGUCUAUUUUCUAAGGUCUAAAGCAGUGAUUCCCAAAGUGGGCGCUACUGCCCCCUGGUGGGCACUGCAGUGAUCCAGAGGCGCAGUGAUGGCCACAGGUGCAUUUGCCAUAUGGAUUAAUACAUAUAUUAAUGUAUUAACUGUCAUUAAUAUAUGUACAGUAGAGUCUCACUUAUCCAAGCUAAACGGGCCGACAGAAGCUUGGAUAAGCAAAUAUCUUGGAUAAUAAGGAAGGGUUAAGGAAAAGCCUAUUAAACAUCAAAUUAGGUAAUGAUUUUAGAAAUUAAGCACUAAAACUUCAUGUUAUACAACAAAUUUGACAGAAAAAGUAGUUCAAUACGCAGUAAUGUUAUGUUGUAAUUACUGUAUUUACAAAUUUACCACCAAAAUAUCACAAUAUAUUGAAAACAUUGACUACAAAAAUGGCUUGGAUUAUCCAGAGGCUUGGAUAAGUGAGACUCUACUGUAUUAAUUAACUGCCAUUCUGGAGCAGAAUGAAGAAGGCGGGGCCAGGAAGACAUCUUUCCACCAUGUCUCCUUUACCAUCAGAUGGGAGCACUCCCCCCCCCCCCCCCCCAGGUCUAACUGCCAUUCUGGACCACAGUGAAGAAGGCGGGGCCAGGAAGACAUCUUUCCACUGUCAGCGUUGUGACAAAGCUUUUGGAGCAUGGAAGCUCUGGAGCAUAGAAGAACUUAUACUGGGAGACGUCAGUAAAAGCAAGACACACAGCUUUACUGAGUAGUAAAUACAGCACAGACAGACUAGGCAGACGAUAAUAACACCACCACAAACCGAACUGAACUGAUCUGAUCCAAACAUGAUGCAAGAGAAAGGAACUCACUCCUAUAUCUGGACCCUCCCUCCUUUCCAGACACUCACAGGGUCACCACAGUUCAUCACUGAUUAACUCUUUCAACAUCCACACACUUCAGAUGAUGCAAUCAGGUUGCAAUCCCAGGCAUAACACAAAUUACAAAUAAAUAAUAAAUAUACACAGGGAAUAUCUCAUGACUUUACAAACUACUAUCCACAAACACAAAUCUCUUCUGCAGAUUCAUUUCUUCAAGAUCUUACUGCUACACUUUAUGAAUAACACAAUUACAUUUCACAAAUUACAUAUUCACCAUUAUCAGUGUAGUUAGCUCCAACAGGAGAUUUGUGAAACUUCCCUAGAUUGGACAAUAAGGCACAAGAGCAUAUCUCUUUACUUCCUUCUUUUCUGCACUUGCAUGUCCUAACUGUACAUCUUCUGUUACCUCCUGUUUUAUUUGCUUAGUUGUUACUUUACUUUUGGGCGUUUUAUUAUUUGCCUUCUUCUGUAUACUCAUUUCCUGUUUCUCAGGUGUACUUAAGUUCUCCUUUUCUGAUGCAACCUUCUUCGGUGUUACACUCUAUAAUUUGACUAAUUGCUGUUGCUCACUUACAUCACUAGAUGUCUCUUUACUCUCUUCAUUCAAAACAAUGUCUCCAGCCCUCUAGAAACCAUGCAACUGUUCUGUAUUAGAAUGAAUUUCUUUCCAGUCUUUAGGUCUCUCAAAAUAAGCGAUUCUAGACAGUUUCACUGUCUUGGGUGUAUCCAAAAAGACCUUUUGCUAUAUCCAAUGAAUGUCAUUUCUCUAUGUCUUUGACUCUUUUGAGUUCUCUCUUUUGCCGAAAUAAGUACAUUAGCUUUCUGACCAAAUAUCCUUAAGAACUUGAAAUUUGGAACAUAAUUAUACAUUUUCCGAAAUGGUAUAUCCUGUAUACAUUCAUUCCACAACCUAUUGGUUAGGUAAUUGCAGGUAUGUAGUACUUCAGACCAAUAAUUAUUGGAAAUCUUUUAACAUACAUGUUUCCAUUUCACUCAAAACUUGCAUUCUCUUCUCUGCAAUCCCUUCCUCAUUUUUAAAUUGUCCAAUUUCCAUACAUUCAAUGUUCUUAGAUCUCAAUAGUUGCUUAAUCUCAUUACUGUAAACUUCUGCACCUUUGUCAAUUAUGAGCGUACCCAAUUUCUUUCCAUAGACAUUUUCAAUCAAACUCAGCCACUUAGACAGUUUCCCAGUUGCCUCAGACACAUCCUUCAAGAAACACACAUAUCCAAACCUGCCUAAUUUUUCCACAAACAACACCAUGUACCUAGACCCACCAGCACUUUCCUCAUAAGGGCCUUCAAUAUGUACAUGUGCCUUUUCAAACAAAUUAGUUACCUUUAUCUUUGAUCUUUUGUAAAAUUUUAUAGGCCUCUUCUUCACUUCUUUACAAAUGGCACAAUCUAGGUCAUAAAAGCAUGACUCAGUUUUAUAGUCUGGAUACAGAUUGAGUGUGUUCUUCAAAAUCUCCAUGUUAGCAUGACCCAUGACACGGUGGAACAAGUGUAAACAGCUAUCAUGUUGUUUCUGACUACCUACACACGAUUUCAACAUUUUCCUCAUCAAUACUAUUCACUUCGUUAAACAUUUCAUACAUCGUAUUUCACUUCACUCCUUUACCUACUAAUUUUCCUUCCCUAUCAUGGACAUAACAGUAGAUCCCUUUGAAAGACACUCUAUACUGAUGGUCAGUCAAUGUAGCUACACUAAGCAGAUUAGAUUUAAUUUGUGGUACAUCUCUUCACAUAUUUAUAUAUGGCCAUCAUGUCUCCUCUCAGCCUUCGCUUCUGCAGGCUAAACAUGCCCAGCUCUUUCAGAAGUGAAAUGCAAAGAUACAGAAUGGGUGACACCUGGCACAACAACAGUACAUGUGAAAAAGAUUUUGGAGUUUUUGUAGACAACAAAUUAAACAUGAGCCAACAGUGUGAUGCAGCAUUUAAAAAGCCAAUGGGGUGUUGGGCUGCAUCAAAAGGAGUGCCUAGAUGAAAGGCUCUCAAACUUUUUCAGCCGCUGAGCCCUUUUUGAAGCAACAUUUUCUUAUGGAGUCCGAAGUGGGAAUGAUUGUAUAUAGAGUUGUUUAAAUGUAAUUGAGUUAUAGUGUUGCAAUGUGAGCUGGAGAUUGCAUCAUGCACUGUCUGCUGUCCACUAUGCAAGUGUGUAAAGAGUUAACUGUGUAUUGCAUCAGACAGCAGAGGUGGUUAUAAAUAGCUCCUUGUGUUAUCUGUUCUCUCUCUGCCCUCUGCUCUCUGUCUGUAUAUAUCGUCUUGAGAGUUUUCCGUUUGUUAGUAAACCUUUUGUAGAUAGCCAAAUAGGCUUCAGCCUCUUUAUUGGUGCCAGUGAUUCUUCGUUGAUCUUCCGCUGCAUGUGUGUUUAUCCAAACCGCGCGCUCUGACAGUGGUUAUGGGCCCAGAACUGCGCCAGUGUUCAGAAGAAUCCAGAAGGGGACCAGAGGGACCAGCUGGAUCAGCACCAGAGCCUACUCCAGAACCUGCAACUGUGCCAGAACCAGACUAGUUUCCAGUGUACCCAGUAUACUGACCAGUCUGUGUGGAGCCAGAGGCCCGGGAGCUGAGUGGUGAGCUGAGCUGUGAGCUGUGAGAAGGAAGUGGCUACACUUAACAAAUUGUUAAGUGUAGCCACAUUGACUGAUCAACAGUUUAAAGUGUUUUUUAAAGGAAUUUAUUGCUAUAUUCGUGAUAGGGAAGGAAAAUUGGUUGGCAAAGGAGUAAAAAGAAACAGAAUGUAUGAAAUGUUUGAAAAAGUGAACAGCAUUGAUGGAGAAAAUGUAGAAAUUAUGUGUGUAGGUGGUCAAAUUCAACAUGAUCGUUGUCUACAUUUAUUCCACCGAGUGAUGGGUCAUGCUAGCAUGGAAAUAUUAAGGAAGACUCUUAAUUUGUGCCCUAAUUACAAAAUGGAGUCAUGUAACUAUGAUUUAGAUUGUGCCAUAUAUAAUGAAGUGAAGAAAGAGCCUGUAAAGUUUUACAAGAGGUCUAAAAUAAGUGUGGAUGGCAUGUUUGAGAAGGCACAUGUACAUAUUGAGUGUCCUUUUGAGAAAAGUACUGGUGGAUCAAAAUAUAUGAUGCUUAUUGUAGAAAGAAUGAGCAGAUUCGGUUAUGCAUAUUUCUUUGCAGACUUAUCAGAAGCAACUAGAAAAUUGAGUCAUCCCAGCCAGUGAGAGCAAAUAAGAAAGAAAAAUACAAAGAAAUGACAUUCAUUGGGUACAGUAAAAAGUCUUACAAGUUCUUAGAGACACCUACCAAAGUGAAAUUGUCAAAGAUGGCUUAUUUUGAAAGACCCAGAGAUUGGAAUAACAUACAUUCCAAUGUAGAAAAGUUACAUGGUUUUCAGCGAGCUAAAGUCAAUGUAGAAAGUGAAGAAACAUCUAAGAAUGUAAUUGAGUCAGUGAAAUCAGAAUGCACAACACCAAAGAAAGUAAGUCAAGGUACACCUAAGAAACAAGGAACAAGAAGAAGAUCUAGUAAUAAAGGUGUAGACACACAGGUGAAACAAGAAGCUAAAGAAGAGGUAAAUUUGAGUCAUGUUAGUGUAGAGAAGAAGAGAUAUGCUUUAGUACAAUAUGCAUGUGAUCCAACGAAGUUUCAUAAAACACCUGUGGCAAAAGAUUUUGUUAGUAGAGGUAGAUUUGUAAUUGUUGAAGAAUGAGUCUAUAGUUGUGGGUGAUUGUGUGUAAUGAAUUGUAAACUUGUGAAAGUGUUCCCCAUACAUGUAAGAAGAAGUUUUGUAUAUGUUUGUUUAACCUCAGUUACAAAGUUAGACAUUCAGAGUGUAACAAUGUUAUGAAUGUAAAAGAAGAUGAUUGAAAUGUGUUUGAGCUGUGUAUAUAACUGUGAUGACUAAAUUACAUUUAAAGAGGGGGAAUUGUUGAAGUGGGAAUGAUUGUAUAUAGAGUUGUUUAAAUGUAAUUGAGUUAUAGUGUUGCAAUGUGAGCUGGAGAUUGCAUCAUGCACUGUCUGCUGUCCACUAUGCGAGUGUGUAAAGAGUUAACUGUGUAUUACAUCAGACAGCAGAGGUGGUUAUAAAUAGCUCCUUGUGUUAUCUGUUCUCUCUCUGCCCUCUGCUCUCUGUCUGUAUAUAUCAUCUUGAGAGUUUUCCGUUUGUUAGUAAACCUUUUGUAGAUAGCCA